CCUAUACCUAGCUAAUAGACCAAACGCAUCCUCAUGGUCAUGGAGAUGGAGCCAAGCUCAGCCACUCUCUUCUUCCUCUCUGUCGUCACACUUGUCAUCCUUGUGUCCCUAGUUAGCCGCAAACCUUCCAUCAAGCUGAGGCGGCCUCCCGGUCCACGUGAUCUGCCGUUCGUCGGGAGCCUCCACCACCUCCUCACGUCACAGCCGCAUGUUGCUCUCCGGGACCUGGCCAAGACGCACGGCCCGGUGAUGCGUCUACGGCUGGGCCAGGUCGAGGCCGUCGUGGUCUCCUCGUCGGCGGCGGCGCAAGAGGUGCUCCGCGACAAUGACCUUUCCUUUGCGUCGCGGCCGAACCUCCUGGCCACGGAGAUCAUGUGCUACGGUAACCUCGACGUUGCCUUUGCGCCCUACGGCGCCUACUGGCGGGCGCUGAAGAAGCUCUGCGUGCUGGAGCUGCUCAGCUCGCGCAAGGUGCGUCAGUUCAAGCCCGUCAGGGACAGCGAGACCAUGUCGCUCAUUAAGGAGAUCUGCGCCGCUGGUAAAGGGGGCAAGCCGGUGAAACUACGCAGCCUGCUCGUAAAGUGCACCAGCUCCGUCACCGGUAAGGCAACUUUCGGCGAGCGUUGCGACAUCGACCUCCGGGAGCAGUUUAUGGCCGCCAUGGAGGUGGCGCAGAUUCACAGCUCGGGCUUCUGCGUGGGGGACCUCUUCCCUUCUCUCGGGUUCCUCGACGUCGCCACUGGGAUGAGAUACCAGCUCUGGCGAGCUCGGAAGCAGCUCGACAACGUGGUUGACAAGAUCAUCAGAGACUGCGAGGCACGACGAGAGGAGAAGAAGUCAACGCCCACAGGAGAUGAAGACCUUCUAAGCCUCAUGCUUAGGAUAAGGGACGAGGGGGGUAGUGAUUUUCCCAUCGAAACCAUAAACAUCAAGGCAAUCAUUGUGGAUUUGUUCACGGCAGGGACAGAGACAACAUCAUCUACCGCAGAGUUUGUCAUGUCAGAACUCAUGAGAAACCCGAAGGUGAUGAAAAAGGCACAAGAGGAGGUGCGGCGAAUGAUGGAGAACAAAAGCCCACAAGAUCAUGAGAACCACAUGGACGAACUACCCUACUUGAGGAUGGUGAUCAAGGAGACCAUGAGGCUACACCCCGUCGUGCCGCUCCUACUCCCUCGCCUUUGUAGGGAGAGCUGCCACGUCGGCGGGUUUGAGAUUGCUAAGGGCACCAGGGUCAUCAUCAACGCGUGGGCGUUAGCAACGAGCCCUGAGAAUUGGAACGAACCUGAGGAAUUCAUGCCAGAGAGGUUCGAAGAUAGCGUUGUUGUCAACGAUAAAGGUACCCAGUUCAAGUUAAUGCCGUUUGGAGGCGGGAGGAGGAUGUGCCCUGGUGAUGGCUUUGCACUAGCCACGUUGGAGCUCAUGGUGGCACGACUUCUGUACUAUUUUGAAUGGAGCUUGCCAGACGGAAUGAGACCAGAUGAGCUAGACAUGGAUGUGAAAGUGGGCACCACAUCAAGGAGAAGAAACGAGUUGCGCGUAGUGGCAUUGCCAUGCAGUAUUCCAAUAGAAAUUUGAAUAUCUCAAAAACUUAUCUUAAAAUGUUGAUGGAGGCAAUAAGUACAUGAUUUAAAAUAUAGAUAAAACAUAGUAUGCUAUUAAAAUGUGUGACGUAAAAUGUAAA
Molecule: messenger RNA, 1681 nt
Organism: Lolium rigidum
Lineage: Eukaryota; Viridiplantae; Streptophyta; Magnoliopsida; Poales; Poaceae
Product: 9-beta-pimara-7,15-diene oxidase-like
Exons: 2
Coding region: 34-1575 (513 amino acids)
Molecular function (GO): iron ion binding; monooxygenase activity; oxidoreductase activity, acting on paired donors, with incorporation or reduction of molecular oxygen
Source: RefSeq, a predicted model, not a curated record